This is a messenger RNA of Camellia sinensis, 903 nucleotides long. It is a transcript of the gene AGL12, whose product is annotated as AGAMOUS-like 12. Gene Ontology annotation, cellular component: nucleus. The record is from RefSeq and is a predicted model, not a curated record. Gene Ontology annotation, biological process: positive regulation of transcription by RNA polymerase II. NCBI's taxonomy places the organism in Eukaryota, Viridiplantae, Streptophyta, Magnoliopsida, Ericales, Theaceae. Gene Ontology annotation, molecular function: protein dimerization activity; DNA-binding transcription factor activity; RNA polymerase II transcription regulatory region sequence-specific DNA binding.
GGACAGUCAAGCUUUCACAGAUAAACUAAGGAGGGAGGGAUAUUGCAGCACCUCGAAGCUAGUUCAAACUAGUGGGAGGUUGUCUGCAGAGAAGCACACACAAAACACAGCAAUCAAAACAAAAAAAGAAAAAGAACAGUAGAACUUGUAGAUAUAUAUAUAUAUAUAUAUAUUGUUAUGGCUAGAGGAAAGGUUCAGAUGAAGAGGAUCGAAAACCCGGUGCACAGACAAGUCACCUUCUGCAAGCGCCGAGCUGGGCUUCUUAAGAAGGCUAAGGAGCUCUCUGUGCUUUGUGAUGCUGAAAUUGCUGUUCUCAUUUUCUCUGCCAAUGGCAAGCUCUACGAACUCUCCACUAAAGGAACCAUGCAAGGGCUUGUUGGGAGGUACAUGAAAUCAACCGGAGACACUCAGGCCGACCACGAUGAAGAAAAGCAAGUUAUGGACUCAAAAGAGGAGAUCAACAUGCUGAAAAAUGAAAUUGAAUUUCUGAAGAAGGGACUCAGGUUUAUGUCUGGAGGGGGAGUUGAAGCAAUGACACUAGACGAGUUACACAUGCUUGAAAAACAUCUUGAAAUUUGGAUUUACCAUAUCCGCUCAGCAAAGAUGGACAUCAUGUCUCAAGAGAUCCAAUUAUUGAAGACUAAGGAGGGGAUACUGAAUGCAGCUAACAACUAUCUUCAAGAAAAGAUAGAUGAGCAAUAUGGGACAACUAACUAUGAACCGGUGAUUACUAAUCCACACCCACUAACAAUACAGAAUGAAAUAUAUCAAUUCUGAUAUAUCGAUUUUAAGGAUUAUGCACUGAGGAGGUUGUACGAAAUUAAUAAUUAGUUAAACAUGUUAUUGUGAGUUGUGGUGUUCUUAAUAAUCUCACUAGCCUAUGAUUUGUAGAAUUACCGAACG